GUGGACCGUGGUGUUGUCAAUUGUCAUACAUCAGUACGGGACACUUGUGUUGACUUUUUAAUAACCUAAAAAAAUAUUAUCAAUUAUCAUAACCUCAUCUAAACUAUAAAGACAAUAAGUAAUUAAGUAAAUAUUAUAAUGUGUGAUAAUACAAUUAAAGUCGGUGAAUAUAUCGUUAUACAAAAGCAAAACUAUAAAAAGUUACAUAAAUUCAAUAAACCAAAUUCAUCCGUAAAUGUAGGAAAAGAUACAAUAAAUUUAAGUGGAAUAGAAGGAUGUCAGUAUUUUUCUAUAUUUAAGAUGAUACCUAAAGGUACAAAAAGGAAUAAAGAAUAUGACAUAGAAUUAUCGAAAGAAGCACUUAAUUUAAUACAAGAAAUAAGUUUAAAAACAUCAGGUACCGAUAAUAGAAAUAUUUACGACGAUGGAAGAUCACAAAAACUAUCGGCUACUGAAAUUAGCGAACUCAAGAGUGAUUCCAUAAGCGCAUCAGAAAUUGUUGAAACUUUAAUUACAAAUUCAAAUACAUUUCACAAUAAAACUGAAUUUUCGCAAGCUAAGUAUUUAAAAAAGAAAGAAAAGAAAUAUUUCGAAUACAUUCAAAUUUUGAAACCCAAUCUCCGAAAUAUUACUGAAAUAUUAUACAAAUUAGACCCAAGCAAGGUACAGGGUGUUCGUAUAGAUACUUUGUCCCAAAUUAUGACAUUAUCAAAUAUUAGUAGUGAAGGUAAUCAUUUGCUUUAUGAUUCAGGUUCUAAUGGUCUCCUUGCUGCUGCCUUAUUAAGUGCAAUGGGACCACAGAGUAAUGGACAAUUGGUACAUAUGCAUCCCGGAAAUAUGUCUCAGAAACAAGCAUUGUUAGCUAUGAAUUUUACUUCAGAGCAAAAUAACAAAUGUGUAUCAGUUAAUGUGUAUUCAGUCUUGAGACAAGUGUACCAAGGUUCUGACACUAAUUCCGCAGAUUCCGCUACAGAAAAAACAACCAAUUUGAAAAGAAAAGCACCAGAAAAUAUAGAACAUGAAAGUAAAUUGCCUAAGCUAGAGGAAAACAAUGAUGAUAAGGAGAACAGUGAGGUCAAGGAAAAUAGUGAGGUUGAUGAAAGAGCACCUAAGAAACCUAAAUGGCACUUUGAUAAUAUAAAGGCUUCAGAAAUUUUAACCCAGAAAGUUGACUCUUUAGUAAUAGCAUGUAAAGAAGACCCUCAAAAUAUAUUUAUGGAACUUAUGAAUUUUGUAAAGCCUGGUAGACCUUUUGUUAUUUAUUACAGUGUAGCUGAACCACUGCAAAACUUAUAUAUGGCACUCAAAUCUUUAAGUAAUGUUGCUGCUUUAAGAUUAACCAACAAUUGGAUGAGAAAUUAUCAGAUUUUACCUGACAGGACACAUCCAGAAGUGAUGAUGAAUGGAUCAAGUGGAUUUCUUUUAUCUGGUUAUAUAUUGAAAUAGAUUAAUAUUUAAUUGAAUAUAAAAAUUAAAUAUUGAACAAUGUAACAAGCUUUCUUUAAUUUUUAAAUGUCAUACAAAUCAUAUAUAUUAUCAAAAAUUUGCUUCUUUUUUAUAAAAGAUCUGUUGCUAGCUUUUCUAAUUCUAGAUAAGCAAAAUUACAAUUUAUUCCUACUAUAAAAUGUUGAAACAGUUACAAUUCAUCAUUAGUGUUACAUGUAAUGUUUGCUGCAAAAUUAAAUGAAUAUAAAAAUAACUGUUGAACAGGUUGGCAAUACAAUACAAUGUUUGUGUUGGUACAUAAACUAUUUAACAUUAUGUCACUGAAGAAAUAUUUCACAUAAACCAUAUGUAUGUUUUAAAACAAUGUUACGUCUAGAAUAUUUGAAUAGUAUUAAACAUUUGAUAGUUUUUCACUUCUAAUAAAAUGUAUUUAACAUUGUGUAUGUGUGCAUGAAAUUGAUAUGAAA
Messenger RNA from Vanessa atalanta (red admiral), 1913 nucleotides. It is a transcript of the gene Trmt6, whose product is annotated as tRNA (adenine(58)-N(1))-methyltransferase non-catalytic subunit TRM6. The record is from RefSeq and is a predicted model, not a curated record. The transcript is spliced from 3 exons. Gene Ontology annotation, biological process: tRNA methylation. Gene Ontology annotation, cellular component: nucleus; tRNA (m1A) methyltransferase complex. Bases 139 to 1446 code for a protein of 435 amino acids. Lineage: Eukaryota; Metazoa; Arthropoda; Insecta; Lepidoptera; Nymphalidae.